AUGGAGAAUAAUGAUAUGUCAAUCAGUUUAUAUACUAAUAAUAAUAAAAGAAUAAAAAUAAUUGAUAUUCAUAAAUAUUUAAAAGAACAUAAAUUAUUAUCAAAAUUUGUUGGUGAAAAUGAAAUAUUAUUUGAAUAUGGUUCUAUAGCACCUUCACCAUCAAAAGAUUAUGGUCACAUAGAAAUUAAUUUUAAUGAAGUUAUUAUUCGAUGGUGGAAAAUAACUCUUAGAAAUAUCGAAGGUUCAAUUUAUCCAUGUCAAAUAAGAAAUAAUUAUGAAGAUUUUUCUAAUGAUGAAAUAGCUCAACGGGAAAUUUGUCGAAUAUUUGGUAAAGAAAUUCUUGAUUAUUGUUUAAAUAUUAUUUAUGGUAAUAUAGAUUGGUUUAAAUAUUUACCAUUAAAUAUUAAAAUAAAAAUAUUUUCAUAUGUUAAUCUUGAUGAUAUUCCACGUAUAUCUUCUGUAUCAAAAUUAUUUCGUUCAAUAUCUCGUCAUAAUGAUCUUUGGAAAAUAUUUUAUAUACGUCAACAUGGUUAUCAACUUUUUAAAAAUAAAUAUUUUAUACAUUUAGCUAAAAUAUAUGGUUGGCGUCGUCUUUUUUUUACUAAUAAGUUAAAAUUACAAAUGGAAUUACGUCGACAAUCUCUAUCCAUAUAUCAUCAUCAACAACAUUCAUUAGACUUCGACAAUCAAAAACAAUUUCAAACAACGACAUCAGAUAUAAUAAGAGAAAAAGAAAAAAAAGAAAAAGAAGAAGAACAACAAUAA
This is a messenger RNA of Rotaria sp. Silwood2, 765 nucleotides long. Lineage: Eukaryota; Metazoa; Rotifera; Eurotatoria; Philodinida; Philodinidae. The record is from the annotation of a GenBank genome assembly.